CAGGGCUGCGUCUGGUUGGUCUGCGCUUCUGCCAUCUUCCUUCCCGUCUUUGGCCCCUGGGACGCUGGAGGUUCUGGCUGGGCAUUUCCUUCAUUCCCCUCGGGGGCGCUUGAAAUCCUGCCUCCCCGCAGUCUCCCGUUUAAGGUCAGCCCACGGGUGGGGGGGGCUAAAUAUUACCCUAUGAAGGACAAGAAGGGGCUGCGUUGGUGACGUAACUGCCUUGUCAAUGCAAUAACAAAAUUCACGCCUGAAACGAGUGGCGUGAAUUUUGCCCAUUAGCGCCUCGGACCCCACAAUUUUAUUUCCCCGCUGCAGCGCCUUGUGCGGGGGGGGGAAGGGGGGGCGUAGCAGACGAAGGCCCCUCCUGCCCACCCUGCGCCUGAAGCCCUCCUUUGCCGCAUCCGGAGCGAGGGCGCAGGCGGGGGUCGGCGGGCAGCCGAUCGGGCUCAGGAGGGAGAGGGGGGGGACUCGGUCCCGAGCGAGCGUCGCCCACACCCGGCUCGGUCUGCGUCGCCUUGACAACGGGGAGGCGGAUGCCCGUGGCCCGGGAGCGCCCAGCUGGCGCUGCGGCAGUCCCCGCGAGCCGGCCCUUCUCUUGGCGCCCGCGGCGAGGCGCCGCCCGCCCUGCGGGGCUGCCAUGUCCCAGCCGGGGCCCCCGGGGCAGCGGGACCAGACGGAGUGCGGCAUCUGCUGCGAGAGCUUUGACGGGCGCGGCCGGCGGCCCAAGGUGCUCGGCUGCCGCCACCAGGUGUGCGCCCGCUGCCUGCGCCGGAUGGUGGAGGCGGGCGGCUCCCCCGGCCGCCUCUGCUGCCCCUUCUGCCGGCAGGAGACGCCGGUGCCGGGCGAGGACGUGGCGCGGCUGCCGGACAACGGGCGCGUCUUGGCGCUGCUCUGCAAGCCCCCGCCGUCCCCGGAGGUGCUGCUGUGCCCCGGCGGGCUGGAGCCCUUCGCGGGCGGCAAGCACCGCUCCUCCGACUGCCUGGUCAUCACCCUGCUGGAGGUGCCCGAGGAGGCGGCCGCCCCCGAGGCGCUGGACCUAGUGGACGUCAUGCGCUUCUACCGCCCGCCCAGCUUGGCCUCCUUGCCCUGCCGCGGCCCGCUGCCCCUCUGCCGGGCCUGCGGCACCCAGCGGGCCGUCCCCCGCUUCCUGCUCGGCCUGCUGGGCCUGGUCUACUUCAGCUCCCUGCCCCUGGGCAUCUACCUCCUGCUGGUGGAGCGCCCCAACCUGGGCCUGGGCCUGGUCAGCCUGGUGCCCUCCACCCUCCUGCUCUGCAUCUUCUACAGCCUCUGCCAGUGCCUCUGCCAGGACAUCUUUGACUUGCCUGCCUGAACUGCCUUGGGAGGCCACCUCCACGCUCCUUGCCCUUCACACAGACCCCCCCCCUGCCCCCAGGGCACCUCCUGGUGCUGCCAGGCACCCCCUGAGGUCCAUUUCACGGCAUGGGGCGGGGCAGCUUCCCCCUCCGGCAGCCUCACUUCCAUGAAGUUGGUCACCCGGAUGGCAGAGAUGCGCAUGGUGCCCAGCCUCCUCCUCUCUUGCUUGUGGAUGCCUUCCUCACCAGGAACAGCCAACCCGUUUGGAGUGGAAAACUGUGCAGAGAGCCUGCAGGCCAAGAAGAGCCUCUGAAGCGACCCCAAGGGAACCAUUCCUUACAACAGAAAUUGAACCUCCAUGCAUAGUGGCAGCGUACCUGACAACCACACCCCGUCUGGCAAAGGACAUCCUUUACCUGCAUUUCACUAUUAGGAAGAUUUAGGCUGGAGACUUUGGGAAACGCUGGAGCUGGCAGGUGGGAGGCUAACUCCCCAGUGGAUCCAUCUGGAUGAAGGUCUCUCUGGAGGGAUGAUGGGGGGACAAUGGGGAAGGGGAUCCCAGGAAAACAGUCCCGAGGAGCAGCCCAGCAAGAGCCUGUUGCUUCCUCACCGCAAUGAGGCUGCAGGUGGUGGGUGGGCAGCAAUAAAACCUGAGCACGAAUGAGGGAGGAGGCUCCCUCUGUCUCCAGGCAGCCCUUCCCAGCUCCUGUGCAGCAUUCGCAUCCUGACCCUGCCUCCACUUCCCAGAGGUUGCGCCAGGCUGGAUGCCCAGACUGGUAAUGGGCAAGUUCUUGAUGCAAUGAAGGGAGUGUGCCAGGACCCUCCUGAGAGUGCUGCCCCCCCCGUUGCUAAAUGAAGGGCCUCAUGGGGAAAGUGGGGGUGCCAGAGGCCAUCCAAAAGUCCCCUGAUGAUUCAGCUCAAGACUCUGCAUCUUUCCUGGAACUCCCCUCCCCCCUCUCAGUUUGUCUGGCUUCUUUCCUCCUGGGGGAGAAAGUGGGUACGCCCUUUCUUUUUUGGCUGAGGACUCAGGGCACCCCUGGAACCCCAUGUUCCAGCAUCCCCCCUUCCCCCCCCCAUGGUCCCCUUCAGGAAAGCACUCAAGGCCUCCAACACUGCCAAGGCUGAUCAAGCCUCCAAAUCCCAGGGUCAGAAGGGACCCUUGAGGACAUCCAGACCAUCCCCACUCAAUACAGGGGGGCAUCCCAAAGACAAAUGACACAGCCCCCCUCCCCCCGCCAGCGUGGGCUCCCUUGUCCCUCCACUCAGACUCUUCAGGCCCACUGCCUUCCUCUGGCUGAAGGUCCCUCUGGAAGACUCUGGGGCUUUGUGGGGGCUUCCACGCAGCUGCUCUGCUUCCUCUGUCUGGGAGGAGCAGCUGAAGGAGGCAGAGGGGCCAUGGGGGGGCUGAGCUGAGCCUGCCCUGGGAAGCUGCCUGAUCCGCCAGAGGAACCCUUGGGCAGGAGGCAUCCAGGCCUUUGGGAGCCCUGUGAUGGCCAGAAUGGGAGCGGGCCCUCCGAGUGAGUCUCUGACAAUGGGGGUUGUGUUUUUUGUUUUUGCAAAACUGGUCUUGGGUCCCUCUUCUCCCACCUCCAAAUGCCCACAAGGGAAGUGUGUCUCACCACUCAGAGACCGGCUUUGGUGUGCAAAAUCUGGAGUCUCAUUCUCUGACUGUGGGGUCUGCCUUGGAACACCUGGAGUCAGAGGAAAAGAAACAGUCCCUCCCCCCCCCCCCCACACACACCUCUUUCCUCUCCUCUCCGAGCCCUGGGUGCCCAGGAGUAAAGCAAGGGGGCAGGACAGCUUUGGCUAAAUCCGGGUUGGGAAUGCCAGGAUCCCCGCAAGAGAGACGUCUAGACGGGCCCCCUGAUCGCCCCUCUCUGCCCUGCUAGGCUCAGCUUGGUCUCCUCGGCGGCUGCGUCCCAGACAAGAAGCAGGACAUCAUGUCAGAGAGUAAUCCAGCCCAGAGGAGGCAGAGCUGCAGAGAAGAACUGCCAGCAAGGCUAAACCUUCUUUCACUAACCCAGAAUCAUUCUGUGAGUUGGAGGCAGGGAGAGAGUUUGGCUCUGGACUUCAGAGAGUCAAGGGGGGGGGGAUUCAAAAGGGCCGAGAGAGAUCCAACACACAGAAUGGGGGAGGCUCUGCCUGGGGGCGCUGCUGUGAGUAACACUGACAUGUGGGCGCCUAUCAAUCAAAGGUUUGAAAAAACAGAGGUGGGUGUAAUGAGAACACUUCCUAUUACAUUAAUUGUUCUGUCAGUGAUAAUUCUCACCCUUUCACAUUUCACAUGAUUCACGCGUGGGAUAAUUCUCAUAUUUGAUUGAACCUACAGUAUUAAAUUUUUGAUGUUUUGGUAUGGUACAUCUGGCAAUAAAACAAUUGAUAUAAUUCCUUA
This is a messenger RNA of Pantherophis guttatus, 3706 nucleotides long. Its product is annotated as E3 ubiquitin-protein ligase RNF182-like. NCBI's taxonomy places the organism in Eukaryota, Metazoa, Chordata, Lepidosauria, Squamata, Colubridae. The record is from RefSeq and is a predicted model, not a curated record.